GCCGGCACCACCACCACCCACGCCCCCUCUUCAUCCAGUUUUUAUUCUUUUCCACCCUCCACCCUCCAUACUCCACUACUCUCUCUUUUCUCAAUGUUAACCCUAACUAGCUAGCUUCCAACCAAAGUAUCCUAACCCUAGUUAGCUAUACAUCUUCAACAAGUGUACAAGACCAUUGUAUUGAUAGACAGUGUAACACUAUAAGAUCCCUAAAAACUGGCCAUGAAUCCACAUUGCACAUUUUUCGCCAUAACCACCUCAAUGUAAAGACUAAACCCUAACUCUACCUUGUUCUGCAGCCAAUCUCACCUGCCAACCCCGUGCCACUUGUAAUUAUUGUUGCAAUGUGUUGGAGAUUAAAAAUACUAAAGAUGGGUGAUGGGAGCAAAAGAUAUGAGAGGAAGCAUCAAUGAAAGAAACACAAAUGGCAUAAAAACCAGGCAGUGAAAUCAUUAUAAGAACCCUUUUUGCUAAAAAUAGAAACAGAACCAGCUUUACUGUUUUCUGGAUGAUCCCUUUGACCACUCACAGCAUACAAGAAAGUCAAGAAAACCCCCCAUUUCGUGAUUGCCGAGCGUCGAUCACCGGUAGUCUCGAUCUGCCAAGCCACACAGGGAGAGACAGCCAGUCUCUCUCACUGAUAUCUAUCUAAAGCAAGCAAGCGCGCACUUACUAAUCAGUGGCUACUAGCACUCUUUGCUUUUUUAUCAAGAAAAGUAGAAACCCUUAGUAGCUAACGAUGAUGCACCAUGAUGUGGUUCAUGAGAAAACCGAGGCCUGUUCUCUGAUGGCAGGUGGAGCAGGUGUCAAUGUGGAGGGGGACGAUAUGCAGAGUCCCAAUAUUGAAGGGGGUUCAGAUCUUGUUAUACGCGGGUCGACCCGUGACCACCUUGUUGGUUCUAUGGUGGGUUUUGAGAUUAAAAGGAAGAAAAGGAUGCCCAGGCAGAGGAGAUCAUCAUCUACUAUCAAUCACCUUCUCUCUUUUGCUGCUAAUGCUUCCUGCUCUGCCACCACUCACUUGCACGUGCCUGCCUUCUCUCUUCCUCUUCAAGACCCUUCUUCCCUCCCCGCACGUGUCAUUGAUCCAAGGAGACUUAGAUUCCUUUUCCAAAAGGAACUUAAGAACAGUGAUGUAAGCUCUCUGAGGAGAAUGAUACUCCCAAAGAAAGCAGCUGAGGCACACCUCCCUUUUCUGGAGUCCAAGGAAGGGAUAUUUAUCAACAUGGAUGACUUGGACGGUCUCCAUGUUUGGAGCUUCAAGUACAGGUACUGGCCUAAUAACAAUAGCCGAAUGUAUGUACUCGAAAACACCGGGGACUUUGUUCACGCUCAUGGAUUACAGCUUGGAGACUUUAUUAUGGUAUACCAAGACAGUCAAAGUCAGAAUUAUGUCAUCCAAGCUAAAAAGGCCUCGGAUCAAAAUGUAUAUACUGAUAUAGCUAGAAAUGCAGUCAAUGACACUGUUCUUCUUGAUUGUGAAGUUAACAAAUUCAGCUCCUUUUAUGUGAAUUAUCCUGUGGUUGACAAUACAGGCUUGUCGUUUAUCUACGAUACCACUACCUUCUCAAAUGUCUCGCCCCUUGAUUUUUUGGGUGGAUCAAUGACUAAUUUCUCAAGGAUCGGGCAUCUGGAGAGCUUCGGUUCUGUUGAGAACUUGUCUCUGGAUGACUUCUAUUAGGUUUCUUAUAAAGAUAGCAGUGCAUUUUGUUUAACAACAGAGCUUUACCUGAAAUGAAGAGUGACUUAAUCUUGUACAAAUCAGUGUGCUUUUGCCUGUAUAUGUACAUAAAAUUAAUAAAUAAGAGUAGGCAGUCUAGAAGAUGACA
This is a messenger RNA of Populus euphratica (Euphrates poplar), 1826 nucleotides long. Its product is annotated as B3 domain-containing transcription factor FUS3-like. Lineage: Eukaryota; Viridiplantae; Streptophyta; Magnoliopsida; Malpighiales; Salicaceae. Bases 740 to 1678 code for a protein of 312 amino acids. Gene Ontology annotation, molecular function: DNA binding; DNA-binding transcription factor activity. The record is from RefSeq and is a predicted model, not a curated record. The transcript has 6 exons.